Acytostelium subglobosum LB1 is the source of this 2772-nucleotide messenger RNA. RefSeq lists its product as hypothetical. Gene Ontology annotation, molecular function: ATP binding; P-type calcium transporter activity; ATP hydrolysis activity. Gene Ontology annotation, cellular component: membrane; intracellular membrane-bounded organelle. The coding region runs from base 1 to 2772 and encodes 923 amino acids. Gene Ontology annotation, biological process: calcium ion transmembrane transport. The record is from RefSeq and is a predicted model, not a curated record. Lineage: Eukaryota; Evosea; Eumycetozoa; Acytosteliales; Acytosteliaceae. The transcript has 3 exons.
AUGGUAAAAUAUCAUUUUGAAGGUUUGGACGAUAGAAGAGUCCAGGAGAGUAGGAAUAGAUAUGGAGCAAAUACAUUGCCACCAGUAAAGGUGGAGACAUUCUUUGAGAAGUUAAAGGGCAACUUUGAAGAUCCACUCAUUCAUAUUCUAUGCGUGGCGUUGGUAAUCACUCUGUUACUGGCCUACUUUGGCUAUGCAGAGUGGUUCGAAGGCUUUGGUAUAGCAAGUGCCGUGUUUCUAGCCACGUUCGUAUCUACAUACUCAGAGUACAAGAAUGAGAACAGCUUCCAGGAGCUACAGGAGAAGGCAUCAAGAAUCAAAUGCAACGUCUUUAGAAAUGGAAAUCAUAUGCAGAGCAUCUAUGCCUUUGAUGCUGUCGUCGGUGACUACAUACUGUUGCAGGCGGGUGACAAGAUACCGGCCGAUGGCAAGCUGGUGGCAGGAGAGUUGUUUGUCAACCAGUCAUCACUCAAUGGAGAGUCAGCUCUCGAGAAGAAGACAGUCGCACCCGUAUCUUAUCAGCCAGCAAACAAAAACAACUUCCUCGAUCACCAUCUCUGCUUCCGUGGCAGUGUCGUAGAGGAUGGCGAAGGUGUGCUCCUUGUCGACUCUGUUGGCUCAUCAACAAUCUAUGGUGAGCUGGCUGUCGAGUUGUCCAAAGCAGACGAGCGAGAGUCCCCUCUACAGAUCAAGCUUGGCAAUCUCGCCGACAACAUCUCCACGCUUGGUUAUAUUGGCGCAUGCUUCAUUGUCAUCUCUUUCCUCUUCAAACAGGUGAUCAUGGACAACCACUACGCCUGGGAUGAGAUCAAGACGUACGUUGCCAACUACCCUAUGGUGCUUCGCGAUGUAGUCAACUCUGUUACACUGGCAAUCAUUAUCAUUGUGGUGGCCGUGCCCGAAGGUCUACCAAUGAUGAUAGCCAUUGUACUGUCACUCAACAUGCGCAAACUACUCAAAGCCAAGGUGCUGGUCCGCAAGCUACUCGGCAUUGAGACCGCUGGCUCGUUGGACAUCUUGUUUGUUGACAAGACUGGAACGAUUACCAAAGGACAGUUCAUACCGAGGACGUUCGUCAGUGGUGCCGGUUCAACCUACAAGGGAUUUGCACAGAUACCUACGGAGCUCCGCGACGUACUAUCCUUUGCGGUCAGAGAGUCAACGUCGUCAGUGAUUGAUGAGGAUGCUCAGAUCGUUGGUGGUAACGCCUCUGACAAAGCAUUGCUACAGUUCUUGGACAAGCCAUCAUUGAUGAAGGACUUUGGUGUGGAGAUCAUCAAGGAGGUGCUCUUCCAUUCAGAGCGCAAAUACUCUGCUGCACAUCUCCGUGUACCAUUCCAAGGUGGACGAUCUGGUAAGCCUCCAACUGGUAUUCUUAGAUGCUCUUCAAAAGCCAAUGAGCAAUUUGAGAUCACAUGUCUAAAGGGUGCACCAGAGAUCGUCAUCAAUCAUUGCAAGAUGCACUUUAAUCAGGAUGGAAAUAUUGAACCAAUUCCAAACAUUGACGGAUUCUUGUUGGAGAUCAACAGACUCUCAGAGCAGGGAAUCAGAGUGAUCGCUGUGGCUGUUUCAAAGGAGCCGCUGACAGAGACAGAGAAGUUGCCAAACAACUUGAUUCUGGUCGGUGUCGUUGGUGUAUACGACGAGAUACGUGAGGAGUCGCGACCAGCCAUCGCCAUGGCCACACGUGCUGGCAUUCAAGUGGUGAUGAUCACUGGAGACAAGCGAGAGACUGCCAUUGCAGUGGCACACCAGAUUGGUUUGAUUGCCCCUGGCGAGGAACAUAUCCCUGGCGCGGUUAUCACAUCACUCGACCUACAGCACGUGUCUGACGAUCGACUGAAGGAGAUGAUUCCACAUCUGCGUGUGGUGGCUAGAGCACUGCCUCGCGACAAGACCCGAUUCGUCAACGUAGCUCAAUCUCUUCACAAGGUGGUCGGUAUGACUGGUGACGGUGUCAAUGACAGUGCAGCACUCAAGCAUGCCGAUGUUGGAUUCGCCAUGGGCAGUGGCAGCGAGGUCUCCAAGGAGGCCGCUGACAUUGUUAUCUUGGACGACAACUUUGCAUCAAUCACACAGGCCGUGCUCUAUGGCCGAACGAUCUACAAGUCGAUCCAAAAGUUCAUUGUCUUCCAAUCUACCAUCAAUGUUGCAUCGACACUAAUCGUAUUCCUUGGACCAUUCAUGGGAAUUGACUUCCCACUCACACUGAUCCAAUUGCUAUGGGUCAACCUUGUGAUGGACACUCUUGCCGCUCUAGCAUUUGGAGGUGAACCCGCACUCGAUAGAUACAUGAAGGAUAGACCAAUCAAGAGAGAUCAGAAUAUCAUUACACCAAGAAUGUGGACAUCAAUCCUAAGUGGUGGUCCAUUCAUUUGGGCAAUGUCGAUACUAUUCUUGACGAAUGAUAAUGUGGAAGCAUUCUUUACACGCGAAGGAGUACCAUCAGAGCCAGUGUUCCUGACGGCAUUCUUUGCAUUCUUUAUCUUCUUGGCAGUGAUCAAUGCAUUCAACGUGAGGACACACCGUAUGAAUCUCUUUGAGAACCUGCUAGAGAAUAAGGGCUUCAUAUUCGUGGUGGUCUUUAUCUUUGUUGUUCAGAUAGUCUUUACCUACAUUGGCGGACGUGUUCUACGUACGGUUGGCCUCAACCUGACCGAGUGGGCCACCAUCAUCUUUGCCUCUCUACUCAUCAUCCCCUUUGAUCUCCUCCGAAAGUCAUUGACCCAGUUUUUUCUUCACAGCUCAUCAUCAAGAGCAAAGCGAGAGUAA